Molecule: messenger RNA, 9809 nt
Organism: Mugil cephalus (flathead mullet)
Lineage: Eukaryota; Metazoa; Chordata; Actinopteri; Mugiliformes; Mugilidae
Product: leptin-B-like
Exons: 4
Coding region: 5624-6091 (155 amino acids)
Source: RefSeq, a predicted model, not a curated record
CAGACAAUUAUGAAACUCUGAAGGAAAACUGUGUGUGAAAGCUCAUAUUCAAGCAAACCAGGAAAUGCAACACACUGGCUCGAAGGGAUUUCAAUCAAAAAUAUAACACCUCAAAAAUCAAGGUCUUAAAAGUAUUGUAAUUAAUAGGAAAUUGUUAAAACGAACACAAACUGCAGAAACGAGCUGCUCUGUUCAAUCUCUGGGUGAGUGUAGCCCUCUAGAGGACACACGGAGAAGUGCAGCCACUGCGCGGCUCCAUCUCAAACCAUCUUUAAAGUUUUCACGAGUCCCUACUGGAAGCGGGAUGUGCUGACUGUAGUUUUAUUCAGUGAAGGUGUCACAUUCGUACUGGUGGCCUCCCCUCCCCACAUGACGUGUUCACCACGCGAACACCUCACUGCCUUGUUUGGUGUAACAUAAUCUGCUCCCUGAGUGAGUGAGGUUGUUUCCUUGCGAAGGUCUGGUUUGUGUUUUUACCAUCUGUUUCUGUUCCUUUUUUUUUUCUUUUUUUUUGCCAAGCACUGACUGGAAAUAUUUUUGUUUCACCUCGGUGAAAUUAACUGCCAAUGAUGGAGAUUUGACUAGACCUGAGCUGACAGAAGAUAAAUCGUGUUCUCGUCAUCCGUGCUGCUGUUGGACAACAAUACUGUUUUUUUUUUAUUCAGGCGACUGUAGAUGACGCAGAAAGGAAAAAAUACGGGAAUUUAGUUCUGGCUGAUGUGUGUCGUUUAUAAAAAACGAGUGCGGUUAAAAUGUAUCCAGACGGAAGGUAGGUAAUCAAUGAGAGGGAAUGUGGGAAAUAAUGUGGAUAACGAGUCAUAUGCAACUCUAACAUAGAGCUUAAAGUCUUUAUUUAAAUUCCAUCUUCUUUGUGAGUUCAAUUCAAAUAAAUAAAGUUCUUUGGGGCCACACAGUUGAAGAAAAGAGUUGAUAAAUAUGGACAACGGGCCCACACGUCAUUGCAUUGGCCAAACUGACGCCAUUUUCCCGGAGUUUGGAGUCCGAGUCUGCGCAGUAGCUACUGACGGGGGGUCGAGUCGCGCGCAAUAUCGACUAAACGAAAACUGGAGUAAGUCUCUCCGGAAGCACGCGUGGAUCAUCGAUAACGCGGUUACACACACCACCACUACCGGGUCACACUACGCAGACUCAAUGGCGCAAUGGCGUCAGUUUGGCCAGUGCAAGGACGCGGGGACGCGUUGUCCACGUUUAUAUGCGCUCUACGGUUUAUACUGAAUGAGAAGUGACGCGUGAUAUCAGGUGGAUUUUCCCUGCAGCUAUGAUAUGCAUCCCUGCGCCCGAGGCCCACAAGUUUACCGGUGACAUCUAAACGCACCUUAAAUUUGUGGACAUGUGCGGCUCAAAACUCAAGCGGGCCGCUACCGAAUCUGUACGUGUCAUCAUAAGCAUAAUCCGAAUGAUAAGAUUUGUGUAUUUGCAGUUAAAAUAAAAUAAAGUUUAUAAGUAUUAGACAGCCAUGUGUGGAUUUGUUAAAUUAUUUUGCACAUAUACGAAAUGCGUUAGAAAAAAAAGGCAACUGGACUUGUAGAGUUUUAAGAAAACGCCGCUCAUACGAGUAGCUUCGUCAGUUUUCUCCGUUUUAAUGAGUUUCUUCGAAAAGUUUCCUAUUUAAAUUAAACCUCAACUUCCCACCAGUCUCUUUGAAGUGAGGAAGCUGUUCGGAUGAGCGGCGAAACAUCGUCUCAAAUCUCUCCAAGUUCAGUUGCCUUUUUUUAAAAAAAAAAUUUAAAAAAAUAAAUAAAAGAAAAGAAAAAGAAAAACGCCUUUAGGAUUAACAUGACCUGGAUGACUGACAACCUUCACAGUUUCACACACAGUUUUACUUGUGGACCAUGGAAGAAACAUUUGUGCUAACUUUGUGACUAAUUUCAGUCUAGCCGAGACUCAGGUGUUCGUGACGUGUUCGCUUACCUUUUGCGCACGUGCGGACGGUGCGCGCUCAAAUUCAAACAGAACGCCUAGCGAAUCACCGUUUAAAUAUGAGCGCAUAACGCCGACGUCACAGUCAUGUGACCGACCUUGUUUAUUUUUCGUGUGAAACACGUUUUUUGCGCUUUGUUGAGGAGCAAUAGUUCGAAAAUGAAUAAUGUUGAAAUAGAAAUAUUUUUUGUUCACGCGUAGAAGGUAAAUUUUUGUGUUGUAAUGGGGAGAAAAUGACAUUGUGGUAAUCGUGGCCCAUUUAGUGUGCCUGGUGGGCGUGGCUUACCUGUAUAAAACGGCCUCCAGCAGAGCGGGCGACUCAGUCAUGUUUCGGGCACGCACAGGGCAACGUCGGUGGCUUGAAGUACUGACCGCACUGCACUACUUGGAAUUCCCAAUUCCUGGAAGGAGCAUAUCCAUCAUCUAAGAAAAGUCUUAGGGAAGAAUCUAAGGAGCAGGCAAAGCGUGAAUGGACCAAGCAGGAGAUGUGAUGCCAUCUGAGAAGUGGAGGGGUGCGGCCACAAGUGGAUGAGGUGGAAGUGAUCCUGAACUGCCGCCGUCUUCGCAGUUGGCACUCAUCGCACUGACUACCGAAGAUCCAAAAACCCUGUGGACAAAAUUGUGAAGAAGCUUUCAGGAUAAGAUAAGAACGCAGGCUCUCCUUCAACAUAUCAAAAUCCUGGCUUCAAUCCGAUUUGAUUUAUAUAGCAACAAAUUGUCUCACGACGCUUGACAAAAACCACCCUGAAAGGCGAUGAUGGCAAAGAAAACUCCCUUUUAACAGGACGAAACCUAAUUCUUGAGCAAGCAAUUUCUGGUACAGGUAGAUGCCUCUGGUAGAUCUUGUCUUGGAGUCGUCUUGGCACAUGAUACAAAAGAGGGGAGACGUUUCCUGUACCUUGGUAGCAAGCGGCUUCCUCAGGAGAGCACGUAAUCUGUAGUGGUUAAAGAAGGCAUAGCCGAUCAUCAAUUGGGACUUCGAAGACCAACCAUCAGGGCCUCACCUUGUCAAACUCCAUGGACGACCACAACAGCCAUCAUACCUGGCGGUAUCUCUCCGUGCAGCCAUUUAAGUUUGUUGUUCACCACUGAUCAGACAAGAGAAACAUAGUUGAAGACUACCCCUCGAGGUUACCAUACAUGGCCGACCUCUGGGAUGAGGGCGUGGUGUGACCAAGCGGCCCACGCCAAUGGCCGUCGAAGAGUUCACAGAAACCCACACUUGCACAAAUGGUACAUUCAUUCUCAUUAGCCUUUAUUCAUUUCAAAUGGGACGCUAAGGGUGCACACGGUUAUUGUGAGUUUACUUACGUCUUUUGUGUGUGUGCACUCAAAUGCAAAUGGAGGCUCCAGCCAAUCACCCUUUAAAUUUCAACAUGGUUUGAUGCAUUAUGCUGACAUCACUCUUGUGAACGAUUUCUAGUUGAAAUGUGAAACACAUUCUUUGCACUCAAUUGAGGAGCAAUAUUGUGAGAAUGAAUAAUGUUGAAACAAAAACAUUUGUAAUAAUGACAGAAUUAAUGAGCCUGGUGGGAGGGGCUUACCCAUGUAUUGCACUUUUGGGACAAGAGCCAAAUCAUUAUUUUUUUUACUAAUACUUUACUGCAACUACGUCUGCGAUUGAGUGACAGAACCUCAUCGCACCCUUUCAUGAGUAUUAAGCCCACAGCUAUUUCCUGUGCAGACAAGUGAGUUGGUCAAAUAAAUAAGCAGGUUGGGUGACAAGGAGGGGGUCAAAGUGAGUCAGCCAUGCUAGCUUACUGGAAUUGACCAGAGCCGGCUUCCCGAUAACUAACUCCUCCCAAGUUCUCCACUUUCACCUCCUUGUAUAGUCUAGUUCACCAGCAAAGUAUUUCCAUCUGCGUCACGCUGCUCCUACAACAUAAAGGAACAAUGUGUUUGCGCGCAGGAGGCUGAAACACUCUUUUGUGAGUGAGAUAAAUUACGGUUCUUACACUCCCAACAAACUAUCAUCAAGUAUGGGUCAGCAGUUACCUCCGAGUUUCAAGGGGAGGCCGAUGCACAACAACAAAGAUGAGUUGUUGAGUGGACAAAAAGACUUUUAUUCUAUGUCAUGUAGUUUUACUUGACAGGGCAGUAUUAAAAUUGGUCAGUUUGAGAAAGCACAAAAUGUCCAUCUAAGUUUGACCACAUUAGUGUAAUAUAAGGGCCAGCAUGUCGAUGUUGCCCGGCAGUUUAUUUUAAGUUCUGCGGUAUUAUUUGUUCGUUAUGUAUCUUUUCUGUAUUGAUUUAAUGUUGACCCCCAGGAUGACUAGCAGUGCCCUAGGGCACAGUAAAUGGGGAUCCCUAUAAAUAAAAUACAUUCCAGAGUCUGGAUUUGAACCCAUGCCCCCGAAGAGACCGGAGCCGUAAUGGAGCGGAGAACAGAAACGUUCUGCAAAUCAACCACAACAUUAAAGCCACUUCAGCAUGCAAACAUUCAUUCAUGUGGAUGUUACAGAGACUCUGUCCAAUGUAUGUUCUACUGAUUGUGUUUUUAUCCUGUAUUUUUUAUUUUUGCAAAAAUAUCUUUAUUUUAUUCUGUGUAGAUUUUUGCUUUUUGGUCAACGUCUGUUGUUUUAAAUGUGCUCUAUAACACUCCUUGAUGGCAUACACACACAAAAAAUGGUUUGAGAGCAACUCAACACACAUGAAAAACGGCACAAGGUUUUGGCCUGGCCUCCACAUUCACUCGAUGCCAAAUAGAUCAAGCACUGAAAAAACAUCCUGUUUCCAGACACCACAGGACACCCUCAGAAGUCUCUGAUGAGUCACAACUGUUUUGAAGCCACAAGAAAGACUCUCACAAUAUUAGGAAGGUGGUCAUAAUGUUAUGCCUGAUCGGUGUAAUUUGCAUGUAUGCAACUUUACAGUAGUCAGAUCAACGCUAAAGGACAUGGUUCACACAAGAUUUGACCAGAGAUUCUGCUGUUGGUACCAACCAGGACACCGACAUGGGACUAAGACAGACAGUAAGAAGCGUUAGAGCAGCACAAUGACGAACAUGCUGUCUUCUGCACGCACAGUCACACACACUCCCUCUCACAGAACUUAAAAAACGCCUCCAGAAACCACGGCGGUUUAAGAAGAGUGCCUACGUUUCCAUUAUUCAGUCCUCGUUUUUUUUUCUGCGUCUUCAACACUGUCUUGACUGAUAAUUAAAAACGUCGCCAUGGACGAAGAUUUCACGCUUAAUAACUCUAAUUUCAAAGAUAAGCAAAAUAAAAGCAACUAGUGAAGAUGACUCACCGGAUAGUAAAUUCUAGUUUCCUGAGUGAAAUACGUUUGUUGAUUUAUUUGGUCGUACACUUGGCUCGAGCUUCUACCUACACAUUUUCCAUUUCUUAAAAUUCGGGAUAUACCAACGACAACAACAGGCCAAAAUUCAAAUCACCUUCCAGGAAACCAAAACUUUGGGUGUUUUCCAAAGUCCUGAGUCAGCAUGGACUAUCAUCAUCAUCAUCAUUAACAUUAUCAUGGCACAGAGUGUAAACUUCUUGCAAAAUCGGGGUGUGUGGAGAAGAUGACCUGCACGGGUCGUGGGGGGAGGAGAGAAGGAGGGGAACGGCGUGAGUUCAGAGCAGACUAUUUAAAAUGAGGGAAACCUGUAGACGUGUCAUCUUCGAGUCACAGCACGUUACAGGAACAGAGCCAAAAACUAAACAAAAGACAAAAAACAAGGAUGCACAUCCUCGCGGCUUUUCUUUAUGUCUGUCUUAUGGCAGCUCCUGAGUGCGCGAGUAUUCCCAUCAAAAAAAACACAGAAGACAUAGUGAACAUUGCUAAGACAACCCUGGUUCACAUUAAGAAACUCAGGACGGAGCUGCCAGUGUCUCCACCGAUGGAUAACACUCCUCCUAUUGGGGGACUGACUGGUAUCAGCCAUGACCUCGGGCUUUUGGAUAAUGAACUCAGGAGCCUGCAGACGGAUUUUCUCAGCCAGAUCCAGGCCGACGUGUCCAGCUUGAAGGGAAGGGUGCUCUCCCUCGGCUCAACUUUGAACUGCCCGGUCCAGGUCCAGGCCCAGCAGAGAGCGCCGGAGACCGGGAUGCAUCUGUACCCAGAGAGCCACCUCUACCUGAUGCUGGGAAAGGUGCAGAGCUACCUGGACAAACUUCUUCUCCACAAGGAAAAACUCAAGGUCUGCUGACAAACCCACGCUCAUGUAGUCGCCAAGCCGCGCCGUAACGCUCGCAUACGAGGCUCAUUUGCAAUUUUGUAAUCUCUCUUUGCAAAUGCCUUUUUCUCUUAUUGGACUUUUGUAAAGCAUGCAAACAUGUUUUUGUUUUUUUAAAAGUUAGUUCUCAAUAUAAUGAAUGAUGAAUGAAAUGCAAGCAGCUCAAUAUUUGCACAAGACUUUGUACUUAAGCCUCUCAAUGAACAGUAUAGUAUAAUUAUAAUAUUUCAAUACAUUGUUAAAAAGCUAUAUUACUCAAAGGAUGUUUCUUCCUGACAGCUCAACAGUUAGAGUAAAAGUAUGAAUAACGUCUUGAUGAAUGUUCAGUGUCAUCUAAAGUCUGUAUUUUACUGAGGAGAGACAAUUAAGCUAAAGAUUAUCAGGUUGUAUGAAAGCUGAAAUUUGUAUUACAAUGAACUGGUAAUGUGUGGUUGUUACUCCCAAGACAAGAUCUUAUUUGUGUUUAAUCUAAAAAGCUUAUUUUUUUCAAAUGUGAGGGGGAAAAAAAUUAGGAAAUUAGGAAAUUAUUACGUACAUAUAUACAAACAUAUUUUUUUAGGUACUUCUUUUCUACUUUUUAACUUUGUAAAAUAAAACAAAUACGUCUUUUUUGUCAAAAUAACAUUUUAACUAUCAAUAUAAAAUAUAAAAUGGGCAUGUAACAGGAAUAAAAAGGGGCCAUGUUAAAUAGUAAAUUGGAAAACUAAUCUUCAGUAUUUGUAAAAUAAGGUUGCUUGACGGUUAAUAAUUAUUUUAUUAUUAGCGAAAUUGGAAUUAGUUGAAACUUAAAGUUUGCUGUGGGAAGGAAACCGAUUUACAUUUUCUCGUACUUUCUUGUGCUUUAAUGGUGCAAAGUUAACAUAAGUUAACAUCCCAUAAAUUAUAAUUAAUAUUAUUUACUUUAUACAGUGAAUAAUACUUGUUAUUUUUACACCAUUUCAGUACAUUCAGUGUGAAGUUUGAAAUUGAAACUGCCUUCUGGUACACUUACUGUUUUGCAAAAAUUGGUUCAGAAAAUUAAAGUAGAUACAAAAUAGAGGAAAACCUGUUUCCUCGGGAAGGAAAAGAGAGAUAAUCCUCUGUUGGUUAUUAUAGAUGCACUAGAGAAGCGUGUUCCAGUAAAGGCCGAACGUUGACCCACAUGAAAACACACCAGUACGAACCAGUACAAUCCAGGGAGUAUGACACGUGUACACAGAUGUGCGCUAUUACACCACAAUACAUGGGACAGAGCCUCUACGCUGCAACAUCCUUACAAGCUCUGAGAAAGAUAUAAAGAAAAAGAGAAUGACUUGAGUUUAUUUAUAUAUUCACUGCAUAUUUAUUCACAUUAAAAGAAAGAAAACUGAAAACAGGUAGCUACAGGAUCACAGUCUUCUUUAAAUGUUUCAUAUUAAUAUGCAUGGAACCAUGAGUUUUAUAACUUUCUGCUUUGUGCUUCGGAGAAUUAUCCAUUUUCUGUUCUUUCAUACAAACAAAUAAAAUGAACAAGAAUCUACUGAAAUGUUGUAUUUUUGUUCCAUUUGCAAAAUACAUUUUGCGUUUUUUUUUUUUUUUUUGUUUUUUGGAUGGAAACUUAUGAAUUAAUUAUUAAUCCAAAGAUAAAGGCCAUGGGGCAAAUUGAUUAAUUUGUGAAUAAACUAUGUAAAAACAGUGGAUUUUAGUUGUAAAUUGACAGACUUUUAAUUUGAAAAUAGACUUUUUAGGGUUUCAUAUAGAAGAAAAUCAAGAGUCGGUUAUAAACUGUAGUAUUUACAGUUAAAAAAAAAAUGAAUUCAAAUCUAGAGCUGGGACUUCACUUCUACUUCAAGAAAACUAAAUGAAUUUAAAUAUUAAGUUAAUCAAAAGCUAAUACAAACUACGCACACAAAGUAGAUCCACAUAUGGAUUUACUUCUAACAGAUUUUACAAAUUUCCAUCCUACGUAAGUCUGAAUCGCAUUAAACAUUUGUCUUCCUUCGCAACUUUCUUCUGCUUUUACACAAAAGUGACUGAGGUGCAAAAUGGAUUAUCUGUCACGUGUUAAAAUAAAAGUAAUUCUCAUGUCGAGUCCCUGUGAGCUACAUAUUAUCUAUUUAUUUUAACAUUUUGAAUAUAUCUUAUUAUUACAGUUCUUAUCUUUUUACCUUUUUAAACUGAUCAUUCACAUUCAACCAUGUUACCAUUUCAUAGCAUUUUAUAUGGUUUAUGUCCCCAUUUUGUGUUGUUUUGUCUUGUUUACUGUAUUUUACUGCAGUUUGGUGUUUCUGAGAGUUUUAAAGUAUCUAUCUAUCUAUCUAUCUAUCUAUCUAUCUGUCUGUGUAGCGAGAUGAGUGUUUAUGGUAUAUGACUUGUUUGUGGGGAAACUUGUAGAGAAACGGUGUUAAAAAAAACCCCGACCACACAGACGUGGAAAUAGCUGCAUAUUUUUUUGUUAUUUUUCUUGACAGUAGAACGACUAAAGUGUGAAGAUGGUGACGAUGAAAUGACAUCUGUGUGAACGCUUCAGAGCCGUGAAGGAGGUGGGGCAGCGGGGGAAAAUGUGCGUGAGACCAUGAGAUGAUGGAAAUUUCCAGGACGCUGUGUGUUUAUUCAUUGUGACACUUCCUAAAAUCAAGCAAAGUUAUCUAGAUAGGACUAAUAAAAGGUUUCAUGUGAGGCGUAGGUUAUUUUAUUAUUAUUAAAAGAUGUAUCUUCAUCAAAAAAUACAAAACAGGCAAAUUAUUAAAACUGUCAUAUGCUAAGAUCUGAAUAAAUGCAUUCAUAUGUUGUUUAGGUAAAAUAUAAUGUUUCUGUCAUGUAUGAGUAAAUACAGGUUAGUACACUAGGGAAGUUAGAGGUCAUAUAAUGUAAAAAGAAACUACUUGAAUGAGUGAAUUUCUUUUAAGGUAAAGAAAUAAAAUGGGUUCCAACAUUGUAUUUGUGAGGGCUAUGGAAAUAAAAAUAAGAAUAUGAAAACUUUUAGGGCGUAUGAUUUAAAACAGAUGCAAGACGAAUGUUUCAGAGCCGUAUAUACAUCUCUUAGCAAUUAUUACUCAUUCUUCCAGCCGCCUAAACAAGAUAUGUACUCGCCCCACUCUCCGACAAAUGCAACUUAAAGUAAUCCUAUCCUGAUCCGAGCAAGGAGCAGCAGCAGCAUGACUCACCCUUAUAUAAACGGUGGGUCUGUUUGGGCCGACACACGGCGGAGAGGUCGACUUCAAGCGAACGUCACGGCCCGCUCGGUUCAUCUAAAUCUAGAACAAAGGCAACUGGACACGUGUGAGGUUUAUUUAGUCCUAAAUGCCAUUUUAAACAGUUCCAAUAACCCUGUUUUGCUCUUGUCUAAAACAUAUACCGUGACCGGGACAACCAAGAGUCUUCACAGAUACAGGAGAAGUGAAUAACAUUGACCAACUUUUGGACCUGGAAUUCGUGCGGAUGUCAGCGUAAAGUGUUGACCCGGCCUCCGAAUUCACUAGAUCCCAAACUGAUCAAAUAUCUGUGGGAUGAUCCACAGAGGCCCCCUCCCCCUCAACCCAUAGGAACCCAAAGGCCCCCGACUAACAACCUCCCGUUUCCAGACCCCACAGGACGCCCUCAGAAAGCCCACGUCCAUUCUCUGAUGAGUCACGAUUUUUUUGGAGGCACAAUGGAGACCUACACGAUAUUAGGAAGUCGGUCAUAAUGUUAUGCCCGAUUGAUGUAUGUCACUUAUGCACAGAAUGCCGGC